AUGGGUCGGUGUGAAUUCCAGAGGAAAAGGAAGGUCUUUCACAUUAUGCUUCAUGAAAGUAACUUGGCAGAUUUCGGACAUGGACAGAUAGAGAAAGAGGGAGUUGCAAUGUUCACAGCAACAGAUGACCAUUCACUGCAUGACAUGGACUAA
Molecule: messenger RNA, 153 nt
Organism: Sphenostylis stenocarpa
Lineage: Eukaryota; Viridiplantae; Streptophyta; Magnoliopsida; Fabales; Fabaceae
Source: the annotation of a GenBank genome assembly